Rhopalosiphum padi (bird cherry-oat aphid) is the source of this 507-nucleotide messenger RNA. RefSeq lists its product as uncharacterized. The coding region runs from base 1 to 507 and encodes 168 amino acids. The record is from RefSeq and is a predicted model, not a curated record. The transcript has a single exon. Lineage: Eukaryota; Metazoa; Arthropoda; Insecta; Hemiptera; Aphididae.
AUGUGGAAUACAUUACAAAAUAUAUGUAUUCAAAUUACUGGUAAAAUAAUAAAUUUAAGCAAUUUUCAUGUAGACUUUGAAAAAGCUGCGCAUAAUGCAUUAUUGCAAAUUUUUCCUAACUGCAAAAUUGCAUGUUGUAACUUUCAUUUAGGACAAAAUUGGUUUAGACAUAUUCAACAACACAAAAUAUUAUCGAGAGAGUACUUAAACAAUGACUCUGAAAUUGGCAAAUGGAUGAAAUAUUUUUUUGGAUUAAGUUAUUUACCUCCUGAAGAAGUUUCUGAUGGAUUUUGUGAUUUUAUGUCGUUAGCGCCAAGUACUACUUCUAUAUUUUCCGAUUAUAUUUUAGAAAAUUACAUAACAUCGGACAGUAAUUUUCCCCCUAAAUUAUGGGCUUGUGAACCUAUUAAUAAUCCUAAGACUACUAAUGGUGCAGAAAGUUAUCACAAACAUUAUAAAUUUAUAACAGUCAGUUUUACACUGCUCAUCCACACAUACAUCAAGUAA